AUGCCUAAAUCAGGAAGUACCAACAAGGCCGAGAACCCUAGGGCCGAAGCUCGAGAAACAAGACCGGAGUCUCCGCUCACUACCAGUGACCAGCGGAAGAUCGACAUCGCUCAUCGCAACGCUACAUCCUCAUCUCUGCUUCGACUUCCUCCCGAGAUCCGAAAUAUAAUCUAUACCUUUGUUCUUACCGAAGAAGAAAAAAUCUACCUGUUUUAUGUUCCUGACGGUUGGAGUUAUCGAAGCUACUUCGAGAUCAGCUUACUUCAAGUCUGCCGUCAAGUCCAUACAGAGACAUGCCUCUUGCCGUACAAGCUCAACACAUUCGAGUGCUGUUCACACGUGCUCCGUUGCGAAGCCGUAUGUGAACUGAAGACAUUUCUUGCGAUGCGGAGUGAAGCUCAGAUUGCUGUUCUGUCAAGGAUUCGGAUUGAUGGCAGCCGACUGCGCACAGCAGCUGUCUGGCAAGAAAAGCUUCGUGGUUGUGGGCACUUGUCCCUGGAUGAGCCAAAUAGUUGUGUUGUCAAAUGGCGUGUGCCAGAGCCAAGUUGGUUUCAUGAGGAUGAUGAUAUCCCGCUAAACCUCACUUGCAUACAUGGCGACGCGCGAGAGAAUUGGAGGGCACGAUGGUAG
This is a messenger RNA of Alternaria burnsii, 630 nucleotides long. RefSeq lists its product as uncharacterized. The record is from RefSeq and is a predicted model, not a curated record. The coding region runs from base 1 to 630 and encodes 209 amino acids. The transcript is spliced from 2 exons. NCBI's taxonomy places the organism in Eukaryota, Fungi, Ascomycota, Dothideomycetes, Pleosporales, Pleosporaceae.